AUGUUGCAGCAGCAGCCGAAGCUAAUGGAGGCACUCACCGUUAAGCUGUCCAACUCGCCCAUGGGUCAAUGAGGCACGGCAGGUUGUUCGCAAUCUGUUGAUCACAUUUCCGGCAUCAUCACUGAAUUCUUGUAUGACCCGCAGGCCCAUAUCACCAUUGAUUCCUGGUACAAACGAUACGAGGACUUGUUCUCUGUCGAUCCGGCUGCUCAGGACGAUGCAUGGAAGGUCUGAAUUCUACUUCGCAAACUGGGUCCGGCUGAACAUGUGCGUUAUGCAAACUUCAUCCUUCUUAAGAAUCCUCUAGAAGUCGCUUUCAAGGACACGGUUCAGAUCAGAUCAGAUCAGAUUUAUUAGGGGAAAAGUAGGCGAGCGCCUUUGAACUCCCUUUUGGUUACAAUAACGUCAUAAAAAACAAUGUGUAGGGCAAGUGUGAAAAAAAUUAGGUAAAUAAUUACGUACAACAAGCAUUGGUCACUGGUAUGAAUUUGUCUGUGAAUGCCUUCUACGUCAAAAUUGUACAAUAUCCAGUACGGCAAUGAAUGGACCAAGUAAUAUCAAAACAGGCGCAUAUGUGGCGGUCAGGAGAUAGCGAAAAUUGUAAAACGUAAUGUUACUAAAAUAUAGGGAGUAGCAUGCUUUGUAACAUAAGACGUUGGAUGGGGCGGGUGCCACAGGGGGGAAUUCGUUAGUUUCUGAUGCUGUGGAGGUACAUAUCCCUGUACUGGUCAAGCUUUCUCUUAAAUGAGUCCACGGAUGAGGACAUGACGACAUCCACAGGCAGGGCGUUCCAUGCCUUUUCCACUCUGUGGCUGAAGAAGGACCUCCUUGCGUCCAGUCUCGCUCCUGUCACACGUAGUUUCAGAGGGUGUCCUCUCAAGCUAGUAGUGGUGGCCAGCUCAAAGGAGCCACCGGAUGCGAGGCACCAGUCCUGACCCCGUAACAUUCUAAACGUUUGAAUUAAGUCGCCACUUACUUGUCUGUAGUCCAGGGGAAAGAGGUUAAGAUUUGAAAGUCUGGUUUCGUAAGGUAGGUUUUUAGGACCGCUGAUAAGCUUGGUUGCCCGUCGUUGGACUUUUUCGAGGGUGGUACGAUCCUUAACAGUCCAGGGUCUCCAGGCCUGAAUGGAAAAUUCUAACUGUGGGCGCACAAACAUCCCGAAGACCUUGCGAAAGCACUCUUCAUCGAACUUGGCAAAUGCCCGCUUAAUGAGAUAUAAGCUGGACAUUGCGGAUUUCGCUGCUUUCAAGCAGUGGGAUGAUGGCUUUAGUGAAGAUGUUAUCCACACCCCUAGGUCUUUCUGAAUCUCUACCAGUGGCAGCGGUGUGUGAUGUAGAUAGUACGUCUGCCGGUGCGCAGAGCUGGUUCUGCCAAUCCUCAGAAUGUUGCAUUUGGUAACAUUAAAUGGGAGGAGCCAGUGGCCUGAACAUUUUUCGAGUCGGUCUAAGUUUGCCUGUAAAUUUGCUUCAUCGUCCUCGUUGCGGAUGACGGUCCAAAGCUUUAUAUCGUCAGCAAACAUGGCAAUCUUGCAGUCCAAUCCAUGGAUACAGUCAUCAAUAUUGAAAUCAAAACGUUCUUUGGGAAAGGGAGAAAACUUUAUUGAGUAAAUUUUCGACGUCGGUUCCCCGUGUCGUCGUCAGACUAGAGUAAAUGUGCUGAAAACAAUUAAAAUUUCAAACGUGCUACAAAAUCAAUACUCAUUUGGUGCCUCAGCUAGUAAGCUGCCGUCGUGUGUGUCAGUCCGUAUUGAUCGGCUUUCGUCUCUUCCACUUUUCUCUGAGAUUCUUGUACGUGGCAUCUAAUUCGAUAUGCCUGUUGAUGCAUGACUCAUCGGAGUGCAUGGCUUCAAGAAACUCUCGUUUUGAUUUCAAUUUAUAUUUCUUGGGAUGCCUGCGUUCCAAGUCAUCAAUAUAGAUGAGGAAGAGGAUAGGGCCAAGAACGGAGCACUGAGGUACUCCGCUUGUAACCGUCACCUCUGCCGAGUGCUGGCCACCAAGACGAACAGUCUGGGACCGACUGACCAAAAAGUUUUCAAUCCACUUCUAAAGCUUGCCUCUUACCCCUAUGCGGCUGAGCUUGUGUAGGAGACGUUGGUGUGGCACGCUGUCAAAGGCCUUCUUGAAGUCUAUGUAGGCCACAUGCACAACGUUUCCUUCAUUAAUCGCUCGGGUCCACUGUUCAAGACAGUAGAGUAGAUUGGUCAAGCAGGACCUCCCUCUGCGGAGACCGUGCUGUGCAUCACACAGAAGAUGAUUUUGCUCUAAAAACCGCAUCAGUUCGCGUUUGAUUAUUCGCUCCAUAACUUUGCAGCAUAUGGAGGUGAGGCUUACUGGUCGGUAGUUGUUUGCGGAAGCGCGACUGCCAUUUUUAUAAAUCGGUGAAAUCCACACAGUCUUCCACUCAGGAGGCAGUCUGCCUGCAUCAAGAGAGGCUUGGGAGAGGACGCUCAGAGGUUCUGCCAUUUCUGUGGCGAAUUCCUUCAACAAAUUUGCCGGUAUUUCGUCAGGACCGGAAGAAGUCCCUUCUUUAAGCUUCAGUAAUUCCUGUUGAACAAUAGGUUUUGUGAGAACCACUGAGUCGCAGAUUUUUGGUGAUCAAUCAUCCCUCUUCAACACUCAAUUUCAGUGCUUGCAACUGUGCAAACGAGAUUCCGCUGAUUUCAUCCCGUAUGCGGGCAUUGUCAAUCGUGAGUGUGGGCGUUUACAACUCGGUUCUCUCACUGAAGACCAGUUUAAUUGCCUUAUAUUUAUCUGCGGCCUCCAGUCCCCCAAGGAUGCUGAUAUCCGGACACAUCUCCUGUCCAAAGUGCAGCAGAACAACUCUACCACACUCCAAGAGCUGGCAGCAGAGUGCCAAACGCUGAUCAACCUCAAGCACGGCCCUGCAAUGAUUCAGAACCCUGCCUCAUCUUCCUCAGUCCAUACGGUCACAUCGACCAAAUCGCAUCCUGUUACACGGCCCAAGCAAGUGUCCAAGUCGAGAUCUCCGCCAUCUCCUUGUCGGCACUGUGGCGCGUGGCAUUUCCACCGGCAUUGCAAUUUCCGCCAGCAUCGCUGCCAAAGCUGUAAUCAGGUGGGACACCGUGAUGGGUCCUGCAAAUCAGUACCAGCUUGUGAAGGCAAGCCAACUCCCACCACUACUAAUUCCAGGCACCGUUUCCGACCAAAACGCAAGCACAAACCCCAGUCCGUUGGUAAUUCUCUCAGUCUCUUGGCCGCUUUCCAGCUCAAUGCGUCUGGUCGUAGAAAGUUUGUUAGCGUUUUGCUCCAUGGCCACGCAGUUCGUCUACAGUUGGACACUGCCUCAGAUAUCACCAUCAUCUCUGAGAGACUCUGGCAGUCCCUUGGCAGCCCCACGAUGCAGCAGACUUCCCAGUCCGCCACAAGCGCGUGCGGUGGUCUCGUUCAGCUAAUUGGGCAGCUACAAUGCUGUGUGUCAUUCCGCGGCAACAGCAUCACUGCGAUCUGCUACAUUACCAAGUCUGAUCUAAAUCUACUUGGUCUCGACUGGAUGAAACAACUUGGGUUGGCCGAUAUGCCACUCCGCGUUGUUUGCAGUCAGGUGCAGAUUCCAGCUGUGCUUGCAGACCAAGCCAAGGACAUUCUCCAACGGUUUGCUCCAGUGUUCCAAGACGGCCUGGGUCGUUGCACAUACACUCAAGUGGUGCUACAUCUGUUUCCUGGAAGUCAACAGGUCCUCUGUCCAAAGCGACCAGUCUCAUGUGCAGCCCUACAACUUGUCGAGGCUGAACUGAAGCGUCUAGAGUAA
Molecule: messenger RNA, 3768 nt
Organism: Spirometra erinaceieuropaei
Lineage: Eukaryota; Metazoa; Platyhelminthes; Cestoda; Diphyllobothriidea; Diphyllobothriidae
Source: the annotation of a GenBank genome assembly